This is a messenger RNA of Asparagus officinalis (garden asparagus), 405 nucleotides long. Its product is annotated as probable carboxylesterase 8. NCBI's taxonomy places the organism in Eukaryota, Viridiplantae, Streptophyta, Magnoliopsida, Asparagales, Asparagaceae. The record is from RefSeq and is a predicted model, not a curated record. The transcript is spliced from 3 exons. Gene Ontology annotation, molecular function: hydrolase activity. Bases 1 to 405 code for a protein of 134 amino acids.
AUGCUGUGGGCAGUGGGUCGGGGAGUGUGGCGUCUCGACGGGAUUGGGGAGCGUGGCGAUUUAUCGAGGCUUUUCGUUAUGGGGAGUAGCUCUGGUGGCAACUUGGCCUAUCAUGCAGGCCUACAUUCACCAUCAAAAAUCACCGGGCUAAUCCUAAACCAGCCCUACUUCGGCGGCACAACAAGAACCAAAUCGGAGGCCGCCUCCGACGAAGACCCCGUCCUCCCCCUCCGCGCCAACGACACGAUGUGGCAGCGGAUGUUUGUGGAGAUGUUGGAGAGAGCUGGGGCUGACGUAGUGGGCAGGUUUGAUGAGGAUGGGUCUCAUGCCGCCGAGUUGUUUGAUGCCGCGAAGGCUGAGGCGCUUUGUGAGGAGGUGAAGGAGUUUGUGCACGGAUGCUGCUGA